AUGUCUUUUUCAGAGCGGGGGAUUCCCCCUGCCUUGUACGCCUCCAUUCUUUAUGUUAAAAUAUUCACACCGGAGAUAUAUUGGAAUCAAAAAGUCGACAAGGAGCUUUCUCUUCCCACUUUUAUCGAUGUGAGUGGCUUGGAAGAACAGCUGUCCAAAUCAAGACAUGUACAAAAAGACGAUAAUGACAGAAACAGUGGAGAUGUCCAGACAGACAAAAACAAGGCUUCCGCCAACAAGCAAGCAAUAGAAUUAAUCAUUCAGGGCAGACUUCCCGAUAAUUGUGACCUAUUUGCACUUUUUGAAAAUCUGAAUAUGGGGAGAAAAAUAGAGAAAGCAACAGAAAUUAAAGGAAUGGCUGUUGAUAUUAUCAUAGUUGUUGUAUCCGGAGAAACGAUGGCGAUUCCCCAGGCUUUGCUUGACGAUAUCUACGAAGAAGCCAAUUUGAACCAAAAAAAAAUUCCUGUUUUUGGAGUGAUGACAAAAAAGGACAAAAUUGACGAAUCUGUAAAUAUCGAAGAGAAAACGAAGGAAAUUUGUCAGGCUCUAAGCAUUGACGAAGAACACUUUUUAUUAUGUAGGUGUUAUCAAUCCGAGAAAGCCGAAGACUUAGAAAAUGACAUAAGAAUUUUAGAAUUUUUUUCUAAGAAAGUCAGCGUUGACGAGAAUUCCCGGAGUGUGGUGUCGAGGUAUCCCGUGGUGUGGGGACCGUUCAGUGUCAGUCAGUGUUUGUCGCACAUCUCCGGGAGACAGGCGGGGAGGACUGAAGAUUAUCACAACUUUACGGAGAUUUGA
Messenger RNA from Saccostrea cuccullata (small rock oyster), 795 nucleotides. RefSeq lists its product as uncharacterized. The record is from RefSeq and is a predicted model, not a curated record. Bases 1 to 795 code for a protein of 264 amino acids. The transcript is spliced from 4 exons. Lineage: Eukaryota; Metazoa; Mollusca; Bivalvia; Ostreida; Ostreidae.